Messenger RNA from Aureobasidium pullulans EXF-150, 1077 nucleotides. RefSeq lists its product as uncharacterized. The record is from RefSeq and is a predicted model, not a curated record. Lineage: Eukaryota; Fungi; Ascomycota; Dothideomycetes; Dothideales; Saccotheciaceae. Gene Ontology annotation, biological process: protein lipoylation. Bases 1 to 1077 code for a protein of 358 amino acids. Gene Ontology annotation, cellular component: cytoplasm; mitochondrion. Gene Ontology annotation, molecular function: lipoyltransferase activity. The transcript has 2 exons.
AUGCUUCUAAACCGGUGUUGGACACACCGCAUCUCUGCUGCACCCAUCGGCAUCCGUGUCCGCUGUUACAGCUCUAAUAACCAUGGAAUAACUCUCGACCAACCAAUCCAAUCCUACAUAUCUCGGAGUUCGGACCCCUACAUCAACCUCUCAAUCGAACACUACCUUCUCCAAAAAUCACACCCGGACUCUUCGAUCCUGUUUCUCUAUGUCAACCGACCCAGUGUCAUCAUCGGACGCAAUCAAAAUCCAUGGAUGGAAGUAAACCUUGGUCUUCUGAACGCCGCAUCAACACCUGCCAAUUCGCCAUCGAGGAUUGAAAAUGAACCUCCCGGCUUGGGAGAUGUGGAUCUAGUGCGCAGACGCAGCGGCGGCGGUACUGUUUUCCACGACGGUGGAAAUGUAAACUGGACUGUCAUUUCACCCGCCGCAACAUUCACACGAGACAAACAUGCAGAAAUGGUGACUCGAGCCUUACGCUCCUGCGGUGUCUCUCGCUCCAGAGUCAAUGAACGGCAUGAUAUCGUAUUAGACCAAGGAACUUCCGAUUUCUCUGGUACAUGGGGAUCCGACGAAAACACACACUCCACACCCUGGCAAAGCGAUACCAUCCGCCCGUUGAAAGUUUCUGGGUCGGCGUAUAAACUUACCAGAGCUAGGGCUUUACACCAUGGUACCGCGUUGCUGAAUUCGCCGAAUUUACACACCAUCCCUAGUUAUUUGAGGAGUCCGGCGAAAAAGUUCAUCAAAGGGAGGAGUGUGGAUAGUGUUAGUUCGCCGGUUGGAAAUAUUUUACUUGGGAAUGAGGAGUUUAUUGAAAAUGUGCAGAGGGAGUUUGGAGAAUUGUAUCGGGGUACUGGGAAGGCGGUGGGGUUGGGGGAGGAGUGUCUUGAGAUUGAGGAGGUGAAGAAGGGGCAUGCAGAGUUGACGAGUUUGGACUGGACGUAUUUGCAAACGCCACAAUUCACCUUCUCAGAUCUGCCAUUGAAGCCAGAACAGAAGGAAGGAGAGAUCGAUUACUCGGAUGCCAAGGUAUGUUCUCUUCCUCCUCAACACGGUCUCCAGUUCUCCUAUUGA